Molecule: messenger RNA, 228 nt
Organism: Closterium sp. Yama58-4
Lineage: Eukaryota; Viridiplantae; Streptophyta; Zygnematophyceae; Desmidiales; Closteriaceae
Source: the annotation of a GenBank genome assembly
AUGCUCCCACUGCCUCACCCGAUUACCAGGUUUGUGCUGCAGCCACUAGAAGAGGCGAGGGCAACGGAGGAAGGGAAGAUCAAGGAGGCAGAGGCCACCAUUGCAUCGCUGCAGGGGUCAAAGAAGUACCUGGAGAAGCAGAUGAGGGAGGUGCAGAGCAACUUUAAGGAGCUCAUGGAGCAACUGCCGGCCUCCAUCCCUGGCCUCACACAGGCCAUAAAUGGCUGA